Messenger RNA from Closterium sp. NIES-65, 3667 nucleotides. The record is from the annotation of a GenBank genome assembly. Lineage: Eukaryota; Viridiplantae; Streptophyta; Zygnematophyceae; Desmidiales; Closteriaceae.
AUGAGCUUAGCGCUUAACUUCCGCAGCUGCUGCGUAAGUUUUACCCGGCUUCCCACGUUGCGCGCCAACGCCGUGCAUCUCAGCUGUCAUCCCCGCCGGACCGUCGUCGCAGUUACUCGUUCGGGUCUCAUCCGACCUGAAGGAGCCACAGCUCUCCACCGCGCAGCACCUCUCCAGGGAUUGCCAGCCGUCCGCCGACUCCCUUCAGUUCGCAAGCCUCCAGCUGCUCACCACUCACCAGUCGAUAAUCACCAGCUAGCCGUCAACAAACGGCUAACCGGCAGUCAGCUGCCAGCUACGAUGAAGUCAGGUCGGGGAGGUAGCGGUGCCAAGAAGCCUGGCGUUUCCGCUGCUGCUGACGGCCGCGGUCAACGGUCCAUUGCCUCGUUCUUUGGAGGCAAGGACCAAUCAGGAACCGCGGGGAAGGCUUUACCUGGGGGCGGCCAGAGGUCCAUCUCCUCGUUUUUCGGUGCAAAAGGGAAGGCUGCUGCUGUUGGGGGUGGUGGUGGUGGAGGUAAAUCCGAGGUCGAGGGUCCGAAUCCCAGUGCAGUGGAUAAAGCAAGCGAGGAGUUGAAGGAGACGGCAUUGAAGAAGAAAGAGCCUUUAGAGUCAGCAGCAGCAGCAGCAGCAGAUUCUCCAGUACCCACACAGACUGCUAAAGGGGCUGUUGAAAACGGGGAUGGAGCAGUGGCAUCUGCAGGGAAAGAAGACACCCGCGCUGAGGAGGCAGUGGCGGAGGAAGCUUGGGGGGAAGAGAUGGCGGACGCGGAAGCAGUAGGGGGAAGGGAAGGCGGAGGGGGAAGCGCAGGAGGAGGAGCAGGGGAAGCAGUGACUGGCGGAGCUGGCGCAAGGCGGUUGAAGCGGCUUAGGAAGGUUGGGGAGGGGGCGCGGGGAGCGGGGAAAGGAAGAGAGGAAGGGGCAGAGCCACCUGUCGACGCAGCCGCAGGAGCGGAGGAAGCAAAAUCCGCCUUUGACGCCCUAAAGCAAGCUAAGGGACGCACGGAAACGAAAGCCAAGAGAAAAAACAGGGGAAAAGGGGCCGGGGCAGGAGGCGCAGGAGGAGGAGGAGCAGGCGAUGGGUUGGUGGCGCUGGCAGCGAAGCUGGUGCAGUAUGAUCCGGUGGCAGCUGCCACUUGGAAGAGCGGCGAGCGGGUGCCCUUCCUCUACCUCGCCCAGGCGCUUGACAGUACGUUGGUUUGGGCUUUGGGCUGUGCGUGGUGGGCUGUGCGUGGUGGGCUGUGCGUGGUGGGCUGUGCGUGGUGGGCUGUGCGUGGUGGGCUGUGCGUGGUGGGCGUGUGGGCUGUGCGUGUGGGCUGUGCGUGGUGGGCUGUGCGUGGUGGGCUGUGCGUGGUGGGCUGUGCGUGGUGGGCUGUGCGUGGUGGGCUGUGCGUGGUGGGCUGUGCGUGGUGGGCUGUGCGUGGUGGGCUGUGCGUGGUGGGCUGUGCGUGGUGGGCUGUGCGUGGUGGGCUGUGCGUGGUGGGCUGUGCGUGCUGGGCUGUGCGUGGUGGGCUGUGCGUGGUGGGCUGUGCGUGGUGGGCUGUGCGUGGUGGGCUGUGCGUGGUGGGCUGUGCGUGGUGGGCUGUGCGUGGUGGGCUGUGCGUGGUGGGCUGUGCGUGCUGGGCUGUGCGUGCUGGGCUGUGCGUGCUGGGCUGUGCGUGCUGGGCUGUGCGUGCUGGGCUGUGCGUGCUGGGCUGUGCGUGGUGGGCUGUGCGUGGUGGGCUGUGCGUGCUGGGCUGUGCGUGCUGGGCUGUGUGUGGUGGGCUGUGCGUGGUGGGCUGUGCGUGGUGGGCUGUGCGUGGUGGGCUGUGCGUGGUGGGCUGUGCGUGGUGGGCUGUGCGUGGUGGGCUGUGCGUGCUGGGCUGUGCGUGCUGGGCUGUGCGUGCUGGGCUGUGCGUGGUGGGCUGUGCGUGGUGGGCUGUGCGUGGUGGGCUGUGCGUGGUGGGCUGUGCGUGGUGGGCUGUGCGUGGUGGGCUGUGCGUGGUGGGCUGUGCGUGCUGGGCUGUGCGUGGUGGGCUGUGCGUGGUGGGCUGUGCGUGGUGGGCUGUGCGUGGUGGGCUGUGCGUGGUGGGCUGUGCGUGGUGGGCUGUGCGUGGUGGGCUGUGCGUGCUGGGCUGUGCGUGCUGGGCUGUGCGUGGUGGGCUGUGCGUGCUGGGCUGUGCGUGCUGGGCUGUGCGUGCUGGGCUGUGCGUGCUGGGCUGUGCGUGCUGGGCUGUGCGUGGUGGGCUGUGCGUGGUGGGCUGUGCGUGGUGGGCUGUGCGUGGUGGGCUGUGCAUGGUGGGCUGUGCGUGGUGGGCUGUGCGUGGUGGGCUGUGCGUGCUGGGCUGUGCGUGCUGGGCUGUGCGUGGUGGGCUGUGCGUGCUGGGCUGUGCGUGCUGGGCUGUGCGUGGUGGGCUGUGCGUGGUGGGCUGUGCGUGGUGGGCUGUGCGUGGUGGGCUGUGCGUGCUGGGCUGUGCGUGGUGGGCUGUGCGUGGUGGGCUGUGCGUGGUGGGCUGUGCGUGGUGGGCUGUGCGUGGUGGGCUGUGCGUGGUGGGCUGUGCGUGGUGGGCUGUGCGUGGUGGGCUGUGCGUGCUGGGCUGUGCGUGCUGGGCUGUGCGUGCUGGGCUGUGCGUGGUGGGCUGUGCGUGGUGGGCUGUGCGUGGUGGGCUGUGCGUGGUGGGCUGUGCGUGCUGGGCUGUGCGUGGUGGGCUGUGCGUGGUGGGCUGUGCGUGGUGGGCUGUGCGUGCUGGGCUGUGCGUGGUGGGCUGUGCGUGGUGGGCUGUGCGUGGUGGGCUGUGCGUGGUGGGCUGUGCGUGGUGGGCUGUGCGUGGUGGGCUGUGCGUGGUGGGCUGUGCGUGGUGGGCUGUGCGUGGUGGGCUGUGCGUGGUGGGCUGUGCGUGGUGGGCUGUGCGUGGUGGGCUGUGCGUGGUGGGCUGUGCAUGGUGGGCUGUGCGUGGUGGGCUGUGCGUGGUGGGCUGUGCGUGGUGGGCUGUGCGUGCUGGGCUGUGCGUGGUGGGCUGUGCGUGGUGGGCUGUGCGUGCUGGGCUGUGCGUGCUGGGCUGUGCGUGGUGGGCUGUGCGUGCUGGGCUGUGCGUGCUGGGCUGUGCGUGCUGGGCUGUGCGUGGUGGGCUGUGCGUGGUGGGCUGUGCGUGCUGGGCUGUGCGUGGUGGGCUGUGCGUGGUGGGCUGUGCGUGGUGGGCUGUGCGUGGUGGGCUGUGCGUGGUGGGCUGUGCGUGCUGGGCUGUGCGUGGUGGGCUGUGCGUGGUGGGCUGUGCGUGGUGGGCUGUGCGUGCUGGGCUGUGCGUGCUGGGCUGUGCGUGCUGGGCUGUGCGUGGUGGGCUGUGCGUGGUGGGCUGUGCGUGGUGGGCUGUGCGUGGUGGGCUGUGCGUGGUGGGCUGUGCGUGGUGGGCUGUGCGUGGUGGGCUGUGCGUGGUGGGCUGUGCGUGGUGGGCUGUGCGUGGUGGGCUGUGCGUGCUGGGCUGUGCGUGGUGGGCUGUGCGUGGUGGGCUGUGCGUGGUGGGCUGUGCGUGCUGGGCUGUGCGUGCUGGGCUGUGCGUGCUGGGCUGUGCGUGGUGGGCUGUGCGUGGUGGGCUGUGCGUGGUGGGCUGUGCGUGGUGGGCUGUGCAUGGUGGGCUGUGCGUGGUGGGCUGUGCGUGGUGGGCUGUGCGUGGUGGGCUGUGCGUGCUGGGCU